UUCUCUCAUCUUUUACGCUUCGAGAGCUUCGCAUGCUUGAAAGCUCUCGCGUAUGGUGAUCGCAAACGCGCGCGCGCGCGUGAUCAAACUGCUGAUCGUGCACGCUCUUGUGGUACGUUCGCUCUCUCGGUCGCUUUUGAAUGUGUGAAGAGAGGGGACACUUUGCGUAAAGGAGCUGGUGGAGCAAAACCGAAAACCGGACGGGUUUAUCCCGCAAACUCGCUUCAUUUAUCUCAGUAGCAAUAAUGCCGUCGGCGUGAUCGUAACGCAACAGUGAAAUAGUAGUACGAGCAUUCUGUUCGGUUGUUGCUGUUACCGGGUGGUACGGGUCGGCUACACUCAUAGUGUGGCAUUUAAAGCUUAGAAGGCUUCCAGCUCGGUGACACUUUCGGUUUUCAAAGGGAGUGGGGAACUAACCACUUCACCGUUUGGCGGUUUAUUUGUUUAUAUCAAUAAUCUCGGUUCGGGUUGUUCGUCAGCUACGUUUGCUCCAUUUUUUGGAGUAGUUGUGUGUGGAAAUAAACCCCUCCAAACAACGCGGGGUGUACCGGUGAAGUGUGCUGUGUGCCAUAAACGAGUACACGUACAACAGUGUACUUCACGCUUCUGUGACGCGUCCGUGGCGUCCGGAAAUAGUGUGACAAAAAAAGUCAUAAUACAAAGCAAAGCGAAACACAACAACUUCCCCCCCGGAACAAGCUCCGUACGCCAACAGGAGAGGGUUGAAGAGACAAACCAAAUUGUCAACUUCAUUAAAGCGAAACCCACGAUCCGGCUGUGUGCUGUUUUUUGUUGUAGUGCGUUUGGAUCUGCAGCGGAGGGCGUUCGGAAAUUCCAAAAAAAAGGAAGGUUCCCGGUGAAUAAAAAGUGAAGGGAAAACGACUCAAACGUUAGACUAUAGAUGUCUCAAAGUGGAAUGUUGUUGUUCAGGGGUGUGACGAAGAGCGUGUGAACGUGUGUGUGCGAAGGAACACGGCAAGCCUAAUUUAACGCCAGAACUCAAGGGACGGUACGACACUUUGCAACAGGUUGCAGUAAAUUCUUUAGACUGCUUCAGAGCGCAAUACCGAAACGGACAGACCAACUUCCACCGAAAAGAAAUGGCGUCGUUACAGAAGUUGUUCUUGUGUCCGCUGCACCCGAUGCUAUUGCUGCUGGCCGUAUCGGCAAACCUUGUCAGCAUCCGUGGGGUGGAAAGCGACACGGUAACGGUGACGAAGUUACCGGCAACAUCGUCAAUGCCACCAAUAAUGCCGGCGGCGGACGGCGAAAACAAGUUUCUUAAAUAUCUGUUCAACAAGUACGGCAGCAAGGGAGUGAUCUCGUUCGAGGGUUUGGAGCAUCUGAUGCAUAGCCUUGGACUCGGCGGAAUAGAUUUCAUCGAUUCGCACACCCUAAAAGAGCAUCGUCCGGAUGGGUACGAUUUCGGUGACUACGAUAUGUAUGACGGUGUAAGUCAACACGAGCAUGGUCCCCACGACCCUCAUCAUCAUCAUGGCGAUCAUCAUGGUGAUGAUUCAACACCGGAACCACCGGUGAUAACGUUCGCUAGUGCUACCGUGACCUCUGGCGAUCAUCGCCCCGAUCAGCAUCCAACCGAGCAUAAGCACGAAGCAGAACCGGUGGACGAACGUAGCAAACAGAGACACGGUGAUACCGGUGUCCUCACAGCACCUGCCUCGGGUGCUAUAAACAGUACGAGUACCGUGCCGAGAUCAGUAACCACGGUGAUGCAGGAUAGAAAGACAUUCGCAGAGGAUGAUGAUCACGUGUGGCAGGAAAUUAUCUUUAAAGACAUGCAUGAUCCCAGGCAUCGUCAUCCGCGAAACAAAAAUGUGCCAUUCUGUUUGUCACCGAUGUCGAUCGUUCAUCUGGUGAUGGAGGAACCACUGCUUGCCAAACAUCACAACUUCCGCAAGGCAAGAUCCUUAUCACACACCCAUCAGACACCGUCAGCAGACGAUGAGAUAGAUCCGGACGCUCGUAUCGAAAUUACACCGUCCGAAUUCAAGGAUCUUUGUCCGGCAUUUUUGGUACAGCUAGAUCAGCGAGCCUGUUCCCAGAAGCUACAAAAGGAAGCCAAUCCACAUCGGGAAAAGAAAGCCUUCUCGCAAGCAUGGAUCUACGCCUCCGCCUGUGUACUGAUCAUUUCACUGUGCGGCCUGGUAGGAGUGGCAAUGGUACCGCUCGCCAAAUCCAUCGCGUACGAUGAUAUAUUGCGAUUUCUCAUUGCGCUUGGUGUAGGAACGCUGUGCGGGGAUGCGCUGAUGCAUCUGUUACCGCAUGCACUGCUGCCACAUGACGAUGGUGAACAUCAUCAUGACCAUUCGCACGGCGAGAUCGAUCACCACGGGCAUGAUCAUUCGGCGGAAACGCGUGCCAUGUGGUUGUGCCUGUGUGCGUUCGGGACGGCAUUCUUCAUGUACAGCUUGGAGAUGAUCUUGCCGCUGUUUCGGGAUGGGGAUGCACAUUCACACCACGGACAUUCACAUGCACACACGCAAAGCUCGAAUCGGGUGGAACCGAGAACAGCACAACAGCCAUCGCACACCAACAGUCAACACGGCAAUCAUCAUCAUCAUCAUCAUAAUCAUCAUCACAACCAUCGGGGUGAUGACAUCGAGCUGGAUAUGGCGGACGGCGUUAAAGAUAAGGAAGCCAAAACGAUGCUAGAGAAGAAGAGCUCCCGCAAACCGAUGGCGGCGGUAGCGUUUAUGGUUAUAUUGGGUGAUGGGCUGCACAACAUCACGGAUGGCUUGGCGAUCGGGGCAGCGUUUGCCGUUGAUCCUGUCACGGGACUGGCCACCUCGUUCGCUAUCCUCUGUCACGAGCUGCCCCACGAGCUCGGUGACUUUGCACUGCUGCUACAAACCGGUGUCAGUAUUAGGAGGGCAAUAUUCCUCAACAUAGUGUCCUCCGUUCUUAGCUUCAUUGGCAUGGCCCUUGGAUUGCUACUGACUGGUAUGCACGAAUCGGUCGUCAGCUGGAUCUAUGCGGGAACGGCUGGCACAUUCCUGUACAUUGCACUCUCCGAUCUGGUGCCGGAGAUGCGUAACGAUGUAGCUAAAAGCGAGCAAAAGCUGAAGGUGAUACUGAUCCAGCUAACUGGCUUAACCCUCGGAGCGAUCAUUAUGUUAUUGAUCGCGUUGAAUGAGAAAGAUCUUCGAAUGUUGUUUGAUUAGUGGGAUAGUUUAAGAUUCCGUAUUGUACAUAAUGUUUAGACGAAAUAGAUUGUACUUUUUUACAGUAGUGAA
This is a messenger RNA of Anopheles funestus (African malaria mosquito), 3254 nucleotides long. It is a transcript of the gene Zip71B, whose product is annotated as metal cation symporter ZIP14. The record is from RefSeq and is a predicted model, not a curated record. Gene Ontology annotation, cellular component: membrane. Gene Ontology annotation, biological process: intracellular zinc ion homeostasis; zinc ion import across plasma membrane. Gene Ontology annotation, molecular function: zinc ion transmembrane transporter activity. Lineage: Eukaryota; Metazoa; Arthropoda; Insecta; Diptera; Culicidae. The coding region runs from base 1101 to 3182 and encodes 693 amino acids. The transcript has 5 exons.